Messenger RNA from Drosophila willistoni, 10746 nucleotides. RefSeq names its product serine/threonine-protein kinase Smg1 (gene nonC). The record is from RefSeq and is a predicted model, not a curated record. NCBI's taxonomy places the organism in Eukaryota, Metazoa, Arthropoda, Insecta, Diptera, Drosophilidae. The transcript has 8 exons. Gene Ontology annotation, cellular component: TORC1 complex; TORC2 complex; nucleus. Gene Ontology annotation, molecular function: protein serine/threonine kinase activity; protein binding. The coding region runs from base 487 to 10311 and encodes 3274 amino acids. Gene Ontology annotation, biological process: TOR signaling; nuclear-transcribed mRNA catabolic process, nonsense-mediated decay; negative regulation of macroautophagy.
AAAAGUGAAUUAAUAAAGAAAACAUUUCACAAAAGACAACCAAAUUGGGGUCUUUAGUUUCUUUUCUUUUUGGCAUCAAAUUUUAAGUAUGAAGAUAUAAUGGAUUUGUUAUGGGAUCAACAAAUUGAGAUAUAACCGCUACAUAAAGAAGAAGAUUUUGAAUGGCAGGAUUCUGAAUCGCUUGGCGGGAACUAAUUUUGCUUCUGGCAACGCUGCAAUCGAAAAUCGAUUGUCAUAUUAUCGUUUUGCACGGUUGCGACAUCUAGCCGAAGACAAAGAAGAGCGCCCUCUGGCGAAGUGACCGAUCAGCUCGAUGAAGAAUAACAACAACAAAACAAAAACCUAAAAAAAAAAAUAGUUGAUUUCGCUUUAUCGCGAAGAAAUCAAACUUUUUGGUGAGCGAGAGUGAGAGAGGGAAACACCGAGGAACUGCAAACAACCGAGCCAAUUUCAUAUUAAUGGUGCACGCGGGACGAUAAAUUUUGGAUGUCCGCGUUAGCGCCAGAGCUGCCGUCGAUGAAAGGCGCGAUUUCCGCAAAUGUGGAUGGACAUGUGGAUCCAUAUGAGGAAUCGAGCCCAUUGGCAUCGACAGCAAGGAGAACAGCUGCUGCAUCCUCAUCCACAUCAACGUCGUCUCUGCAUGAGCCAACGUCUUGCGACCUGAAGCUCGUUUGGUGCAAUAACAACAACAGCAGCAGCAAUAAUGGAAAUCAUCUGGACUUCAGUUCAUCUUCCUCAUCGACUUCGCUGUCAUCAGUGCUGCGUAAUGUGCACAACGAUUGGAUAAGCAAGGGAGGCUCCCAGCCCCCAAUUGGUCAUGCUCGAAAGAUAUAUCAGGCCAAAGGUGCAACUGGCGGUGGCGGUGAAGCGAAUCGUGCUGCCAACGAUGAUGAUCUGCGUCUCACCAAGAUCAUUCGUAGACUGCAGCAGGAGACAAAUUCCACUGCAGCUCUCGAAUUGUGCCAUAAAUUGGAUUUGGCUGUGCGCAGUCCCAUGAAUAUGGGCUACUUGACACGAUCCUUUGAUUCGAUCCUGGAGAGCCUAUUGCCAUUGUAUAAGCAAUGUCCGCCCCCUGUGCUAGAAGAGUGCAGCAAGGCAUUGGGCCUGAUGGGCUAUAUAAAUCGGCAGUCCUAUCCGAUUUACCAUGAAUUCAUAUUGAAACAUUACAGAGCCAAUAAAAGGAUGCAGAGAUAUUUGAUUAUCGCCCUUCACACAACUCUUAGUUGUGAUACGAAAUGCGAUCUCCACAUAUAUUCGGAGAAAAUUAUGCUGACGCUUAAAGAUUUUCUGGAGAAUGCCGAGAGUGCCGAUACUUUUAUGGCAAUCAGUGGCACUCUGGUGCACUUUGCCCAAUGCUAUCGCCAAUCCUUUGAGAUGCACUUCACCGAUGUGGUUGACAUCAUCAUUGGCUGGCAAUUGGAAACGGGCCAGCCGAAACAAUUGAAAGCCCAUUGUGCCCAGGUGCUGGAGCAGCUGACCCCGUACUUUAGCAAACAAAUGGACUUUAGCUAUGGCCUGCUCGCCCAAUUCGUGGAGGACAUAACAGCGGGCAUUGAGGAGAAAAACGACAUUCAUGAGAAUGGAUACGUGGGCCCAUCUUCUGGUUGCUCAGAGCGCAUUGGUCUGUUCGUGGGCGCAUUUAAUUCCCUGCUAAAGUGUCUGGCACGCAUGCAAGUAUUUGUUGGUAUACCCACGUGUGAGUCCAUUGUGGCCACAGCUGUGGAUCACUUGACGAAAUCAUUGGUGCAAUCUCUAGUCGGAAAUGGCCAAGAGUCGUCGUCUCUGGCUGCAUUGGUUAAUAUAAAUGAGCUGUUGUGCAUUUGUCUAAUGAACAACUAUCGGGGAUUGGAGCCCAGCAUUCUGGAAGAGGUUAUAGUUGCGGAGUUCGAGCAAGUGCAUCGCUUGGAGGACCAGCAGAGGCGCAGUCUGCUCUAUCUGCUUCUCUGUACAGUGCGUAAGCUACGUGCUCGACUGCCACCCAAUCUCGUGCAGUUGAUCUUUCUAUUCCGUUCGGAACAUUGCGGCCAAACUUACUUGGGUCAAGUUAGACUACAAACCGGAUCCAUACCAUACAAAUUGUUGUUGCGCACCUGCCAGGAGACAUUAAUGAUUAAGAAUGUACCCCUGCUGCAGCAGGCCUAUAAACAUCUGGUGGAAGACAUCGAUUACUGCCUCCAGGAGCUCUCCAACUCAGAGCACUCGCUGGCUGACACCGAGGAGGCGGCUCUGCUGCUCAUCUUUCAUCUGGGCGCUUUGGGUGCUCUGGCCAAACAAACAUCUUCCAUUAUUGGCAUGUAUGCCUGCAAACCCUCAAUCCUGGAGCUGCUCAUACGGAAUUGCCGGGCCGACGACCUGGCCUUGUGGUCUCGCUACCCCGGGACAUAUGAGGCCAUCUUGAAUCUGUUGGCCACCCAUUGUCAGGCCAAUCAUAAUUUUCGUACCACUUCCAGUCUACUGCGCGAUGGCAAUAUACAAAACCCGGAACACACAUCGCCAACGGCCCAGAGCUUUGAGACUAUAAUCGGAUUUCUGGCCCGGAAUCUAGAGCAUUCGUUGCAAUUGACACAGCAGAAUUUAAAAUUACUGCUACGCUGGACCCACUCCCUGCUCGACGAGUGCCGAGAACGUGCCUCCACCUUACUGGAGCAGCCGGAUUUUAUGUCCAUAUGCCGGAGUGUUGCCCAAAUAGCCACGAAAUGGGGCCUCCUGGAAGCAGCCGCGUGUAUUCAAUCCGUAUUGGGCUAUGGCCUCACUUCCCAGCAGGAUCCGUUGUUGCUGCUCUAUCGGGAUGCCGCACUCCAACAAAUCAAAUGGAUUCUGGCGAGCAAUCAAUUGACCGUCUUUGCCCAAAUCUAUGCUCAAUUGCCGCUUCAUGUGACGCUCUUUGCUGGCGGUGUGCCCAGUCCAAGGAUCUGCCUGUGGCAGCAGAAGAUCAGUCAAUGCAGUUCUGUCCGUGAUACCGUGUUUCGGGAAUUCUUCGAGCAUCUGCAGCAAUCGGAGCAGCAGCAAUUGAAUCAAUCAUUGCGAGACCUAUUCGUGCGAAGUUGUCAAAUCUCGGCCAUGGAUGAGCGUCAGGAGAUGCUGUCGCAUUGCAUUAGACGGUGCCAGAGAUUGGCUGCGGCCUGGAUGCAGUUCGAGGCGGCUCGUUAUUGUGUGGAUCAAAAGCUAAGGACGACACUGGGCAAACCGCAGGACACAUUCCUCGGAUUCGAGGCCAUAAUUAUGAGGCAUGCCCGUAUGCUGAGCGGCUGUGCCAAGGAGGCCGAGCGCAUCGAUCCCGAUGGACUCAGUUUGAUGCAAUUGUCCAACAUGCAAAUGAAUCUAAAUAUGCUUUUGGGUUUCCUUGAUGCCCUCGAGAAAUUGAUCUACAAUGCAGCCGAGGGUACAGCCUUUGCCCUCCGGGCGCCCGAGAAGCCAGUUUCGGCAUUCUUCAGACUCAACAAUCCCACAUGCCAGUCCUGGUUCAAUCGCAUACGCAUCGGAGUGGUCAUCAUAGCCAUGCAUAGUCAGCAGCCGGAGCUGGUCAUACGUUAUGCCCAGCAAAUACUUGUGACACAGAAUCCUCAAGAUUGCUCCUUCAGCCAGGCUAUUGUCUAUUUGGCCUGGGCAUGGAUAUGCUGCCAAGAGGCCGAUUCAUUGCGUGGUCUUUAUCUGUGGGCUCGCUGCAAAGUCAGUGGCAAGACGUUUCAAUGGCUUCACUGCGCUGCGGAUCAGGCAGCUGGUCGCAAGGAAACAGCCUUGUCGGGUUACAGUCAGAUUCUGGCAGAAGAUGAUGCCGAAUUGGAGCCCCAUACGCGGCAAUUUGUUAUAGCCCAAAAGAUGCAGUGCCUCCAGGAUUUGGGUCGUUGGUCUCGACUGGUUGAACUGAAGCAGAAGCAUCUUAAUCGCCCCGAGGAUAGCGAGCUUAAUCCUUUCCUGCAACGUAGCAAUGUGGAGGUGAGUGCUCUAGAGAAACUGUUGGCCAAGAGUGAGGAACUGUCCUCCAGUUCGGAGGAGUUGAGUGGAGCCAUGCAGCAGCUCAGUCUGUGGCCCAAGAACUGGGAUCGUGAUGGAGGAUCGAAGCGUCAUGCCAGCUGCUCCUCUCGUCAUGUCCGCCAGGAAUUGGAGAACUUGGUGCUGAAAAAACUGAUGCGAUUCGAACAGAAGGAUGACGACUUGCAGCCCCUUUUGGAUAUGCACUGGCGGGAAAGCUUGCUCAAUCCCAGCUGUGAUCCACAGCCCAGUCAAGAGAUGAUUCUGCUCAAGCACGUUGCCCAGCAAAUGGAGAGCCAGCAACAGCAGCAGCAAAUGGAUUUGUGUAUGCUCCCGUCGCCGGAUUGCAAACGCUCCUCGAGCAUUGGCAGCAGCAUAUUGAUACGUUGCAUGGCCUGGACGCAGUUACUCCGUCGGCAUUGCAACUCCAGUGGCGGCUCUUGGGCGGCACUGUGCCUGGCAGCGGCCACGGCAGCCCGCAAGGAGGGCAAUCCUCAGACCUGUCAGCAUCUAUUGGAACAAUAUUUUGGUCAAUCCUUUGAGGAUAUGACCAAGCAGUUGCCUCUCUCCCUCGAACCCCUGGACACGGAAAAUGAGCAGCUAAUGCUCGGUUAUAGCGAACUAGCCAAAUGCCUGCAAAUGCAGGGAAACGAUCCCAAUGCUUCCAUCAAUGUUUGCUCCUCCCUUUGCCUGCGCAUACAAAUGUCUAGCUCUGCCGCAACUGAGAGCGCUUCCUGUAUAGCAUCUGGACUAUUGUUGACUUUAUCCGAUUGGAUUUCGGCCCGCAGUUGCAGCGGCUUGGCCACAAAUCUCUCGCCAACAUUGCAACAACUGGUCAAAGAAUUGCCCGAGUGUCCGUUGACCAAAAACUCGUCGUCCCUGCAGCCGCCGCUGAGCAUACCGCAGGGCGAGCGCCUGGUGGCUCGUCUCAUUCAUGCAAGCCUGGUGCAAAAGCCAAACUGUGAGGAGGCCCUCAUAGCCUAUGGCAAUUGGUGCUAUCGUUGGGGCAAAAAGAUCGUCGACAGCGGCUGUGUGCUAACCCAAGCGGAUGUGGCAGCCAUUGGCCAGGCUUGUGGUGGAUCUCUGCCGCUAGACGGUGAAAGAAUGGCCGAACUGGUGCAGAUUCUCAGCAUGGAGGCUGGGGGCGGCCUGGGCCUUGGCUGUGGUGAGAUUGAAGUGUGCCCAGAGACGGGCCGCAUUCGUGAUGAUGAGGCGGCCAAGGUGUGCCUGAGGCAACUGAGCGUCCUGGCCGAUAAGCCCAACAGUGUGCUGGACGAGAUCCUAAUGAUUUGGCGGCGAGCCAUUGCCAAUACCUAUGAUUACUAUAAGAAUGCGGCCAAAUCGUACUUCCAUUAUCUAAGUGUUAAGGCGGGAACUGCCACCACAACCAGCGCCAGCGGCAACACCAUCAGCAGCGAUUGUCCGGGAAGUCAAACGAAACGGUUUCAGGUGGAUGAUAGCAAUAUGGUUACCACCACGCUCCGCCUGCUGCGACUAAUUGUCAAGCAUGCCAGCGGAUUGCAGGAUGUUCUGGAACAGGGUUUGAGGACCACACCGAUUGCCCCCUGGAAGGUUAUCAUUCCGCAGCUCUUUAGCCGUCUCAAUCAUCACGAGGUUUAUGUGAGAAAGAGCGUAUGCGAUUUGCUAUGUCGUUUGGCCGAAAGUCAUCCCCAGUUGGUCAUCUUUCCCGCCGUGGUGGGUGCCAAUCGUGAAGUGCCAAAGGAGAAGAGUGCCAACAAUAAAGAGGCGACUGCAGCCUCGUCGUCGUCGGCGGUUACUACCUCGUCCGCAUUGCCAAAUCUGAAAGAGGACUGUUGUUAUGGUUAUCUAAUUGGAGCCCUUCAUCAGCAGUUCCCCGAGGCGGUUCAACAUGUCCAGUUGCUGGUCAAAGAGCUGAGACGGGUCUGUCUGCUUUGGGAUGAGUAUUGGCUCCACUCGUUGGUCCGGAUCAACAAUAGUUAUGUGUGUAAAGUGAAUGCCUUGGCCACCGAAUUCAAGCCCGACGAUCAUGAGGGAAAGAACAAUAGCUUCAAUAGCCUGCGACCGCAAAUCCUUGCCGAUUUAGAGGCAGUGGUGGCCUUUACUUCGCGUCCUGCCGAGACUAGCUACGAGCGAAGUUUUAAGCGCAGUUUCGAUGGCCCCAUCAAGGCCACAUUAGAGGCAGUGCGAGGGCAACGUUAUCCGGACGCCUGGGAGAAGUUGAAGCAGUUAUAUAACAUCCUACAGGCCAAUAUGAUAAGAGGCACAAGUAAUACCCUGAAAAUGCAGAGCUUAAGUCCUGUUCUCUGUGAGUUGGGGGGCAGGCGCAUCUCCAUGCCGGGCCUGGAUGGUGGCGAGGCAGUCCAUAUCGAGAGUGUCGAGGGCACGGUGUGUAUACUGCCCACGAAAACGAAACCCAAAAAAGUUGCCUUCUAUGGCAGCAAUGGACAACGCUAUACAUAUCUGUUUAAGGGCCUGGAGGAUUUACAUUUGGACGAGCGGAUCAUGCAAUUUCUGUCCAUUUCGAAUGCCAUUAUGGCGUGUCGAAGUGAUGCGCCCACCAAUUCCAUUGGCGGCUCCUAUCGUGCUCAUCAUUAUUCGGUCAUACCGCUGGGACCUCAGUCUGGUCUUAUCAGUUGGGUGGAUGGGGUGACCCCGCUCUUUGCCCUCUACAAGAAGUGGCAACAACGGCACAUACAAUCCCUUAAAAAUGGUCCCAAUGGCCCAUCGCGUCGCUUCACCGAUCUUUUCUACAGCAAAUUGACUCCACUUCUGGCCAAGCACAAUAUGGUGAUAGCGGAUCCCAGACGGCAAUGGCCCAUCUCGGCGUUACGACAGGUGCUGGCCGAACUGUCCAAGGAGACACCAAAUGAUCUACUAUCCAGGGAAUUGUGGUGUCAGUCCGGCAAUGCGGCCGAAUGGCGUCAAUCGGUACGGAAAUAUACCAUGUGCAUGUCCGUGAUGUCCAUGAUUGGCUACGUUAUUGGACUGGGCGAUCGGCAUUUGGAUAAUGUGCUAAUCAAUAUAAGUAGCGGUGAUAUUGUCCACAUUGAUUACAAUGUCUGCUUCGAGAAGGGUCGGACCCUGCGCAUACCCGAGAAAGUGCCCUUCCGUUUGACCCAGAAUCUGGUUAAUGCAUUGGGAGUGACUGGCAUAGAGGGCGCUUUUCGUUUGGGCUGUGAAUACGUGCUUAAAGUGAUGCGAAAAGAGCGGGAAACAUUGCUAACCCUAUUGGAGGCAUUUGUAUACGAUCCACUGGUGGAUUGGACUGUCAGUGAUCGCGGCGGUGUAAUGCUCAAUACCAAGCAGGCUCAACAGCACGACAUGAUCAUGAUCAAGGGUCACAAGAAGGACAAGACAUCGAAGGCAACGAAACUGCAUGACUGGGAGGCAAAGAGGCAGCAUUUUGUGGGUAAAUUGAAUCAACUGCAAAAAUUCUGGUCCCAAUACAAAAUCGACAUGUUGGCCCAGGUGACGGAAAUGAGCAAUGAGAUUGCCAAUUUACAGGUGGCUCAAUGUAAACAUCUAGCCUCGGAGCAUGAGCUGCAAGAGCUGAAUCAACGCAGCGCCCUAAUAAGCGAAAUUCAAUCCCUUGGCUCGGCCAUUGAGAGUCACAGCUUCAAUUCGGCCUCAAUGCGUUACAAGGUGACACGACGAAACACCGAAAUGCUGGCUAAGCAUUCGAAUCAACGUCAGGCCGAUUAUGCCAUCGUACAGUGUCUGUUGGAUAGCUACAAUCGAUGUGUACAACAGGGGCAUCUGUCCGAUUUGAGUGUCCAGUUGAUACAGUUCAAACUCGAGGGCAGCAAUUGGCAUAGUGAAUAUGUGGCAUUGGCGGAGGUUCUGCAAUUGCAUUUGCCUGGCCAGAUUUUGGCCAGCUAUGAGGCCACAAGAAACGAAAUCGAUGGCCUGAUGCACUGCAUCAAUGAUCUGUCUCUGCAGAGUGUGGAGCAUUUAACCCAAUAUGCAGCAGUUAUGGAAUAUUUCCCAGAGCAACAGUUCAAGGAGAAUAAUAUCUUUGUUAGAUUCAAUGAAUGCUUUACGGAGUAUCUAAAGGUCGAAGGGGGAUGUUCAUCCUCCUCCCUGGCCGCCUACUCGUCUACUGGAUCUACUGGAUCCACACACCGUAAGGAUCCGUCAAAUGCUUUGGCCACAGCCGAAAUACUUGAGAAUGUCUGGAAUUAUCUGCGUUAUCAAUUGGAAAAAGCCACACAACGUUAUAUCGAUAAGCAGGGUGAUUCUGUCCUCAUGUCCUCCAAAUCGUCAAUGAUCUUGAGAUUAAUCGAUCAGAGUGGUCUGGGUCAGGAAUUGCUCAAGGCCACUGUGUGUCGCACCUUGGACAGGGCCAGCAUGGCCUUCAAUUCGUAUGCCUCUUCGGCCAUGGUCAGCCAAAAUGAAGAUUUGUUACUGCAUCAGCUUCGAUAUAUCCAUGUUGUUCGCUCCAUGUGCCAAGGUGUCCUCAUCGAGGUUGAACAAUCCCAGAUCGCUUUGUCCCAGCUAAUUGAGCUGGAGAGUCUACUUGCUGUUCUUACCCAGCUGAAACAGAGUUUUGAGCGGGAUUUGCCUGCCAGUAUAUACAAGUAUCUCUUGAUUAAUACAAAUUGGGAGCUACUCACACGUCUGACUCACCUGGGGGCCAAUGAUCUGGCUGUACUAUAUAGCAGUGCCAUCGAAGUGCCCGCUGCUGGUGCUCAGACCAUAGAACAGAAAUUCCUACGGACCCUACAGCCGGCAUAUGAGCAAUUUCAAAUGCUGGCCAAAUCGCUGGGAAAGAUUGUGCGGAGUAUUAAGCUAAUGUUGGACGACAUGCAAGUGGAACAACAUUUGGAAUUGGACAUAUUCAAGAAUCAGAGUUCUGGGACGCUCAGCGAUAGCUGCUUCUUUGACUGUGUAUUGCAGACGCUAGAGAUUAGUCGCAGUUUCGAUUUACGCCAAAUGGCUUUGCCCAUAGGCAGUCUCGUUCAACGUCUGCAGGAUGAAUAUCUGGCCAGCACUUUGCCCCUUUUGGCGUAUAGUUAUUACAGCAGCUGUGGGCCACGUUGCCAAACAUUGCUGGCCGAGGAGGAGGCCUCACCGGAUGCUCUGUCCAAAGCGGAACAGUUGUGCGAUGGCCUCUUCUUGGCCCUGCAAAUGGAGACCUCCAUGCAGCAGCUGCAGGCCGAGAUUAGUCAAUAUAAUCAGCAAAUUGAAUUGCAGACUCUGAUCGCAUCGGCCCAUCACUGGGCCUAUGACCUACAAAUUGGACAAAUACGUUUUGCUCAUGUCAUUAGCCGGGAGAAACUGUGCACCGCAAUUUUUAAGAAUUGGCAGGAACUGGAGCGUCAUUUGGCAAGUGUGCAGCGUUUGCAGAUGAAUUUGGAAUCGCAGCUGGUGCAGCUGCAGAAUCAGCGAUCCAAUUGGAAUCGCAAUCACAUCGACAGCCUGUUGCGCAAUGAGCAAAUGCAACGGCAGUCGGCCGCUGCUCAUUUAGGUGUGGUCAGUCAGGUGAUGCUUGACUCCAGUACUGUGUGCCGGCUAGAGCAUGUGGCCGAGAAAGAUGACGAUCAGCUGUUUUUGCGUCAUCUAGAGCAAUGGCUGCAAUGCUUUAACCAAUGGCAGUCAAGCAGCAGUCGGCUUAGUCCUGUCGAACAGGCUCUGGUGCAGCUUCUCGAUCCGGAGGGGUCAAUCGAUCAGUGCUGGCUUCAGAAUGUUCAGGGUCUGCUGGAGGAGCACACCUGCAAGCUGCAACGUGAGAUUGCCGCCUUGGAAUGUGAGCAGCAAACCAAACACCAGUUCAUCUGCACUCUGCUCAGGGAGACGCAGCGUCUGCAGGAUCCCAUGCCAAGGGUACAUGUACGCAGCCUCUGCUCCGAGGCGCAGACUCAGGGCCAGGGCAAGCUAAUACCUCAGGAUGUGCAGCUUCUUUGUGGCCAUGUGCGAGACUGUCAACGCACAUUGCAGAAUUUCUUCCAGCGCCUUAUGGACCUGCGCAAGGAUCUGUGCGGGGAACGACGCAUGCCGCUGCAGCCAACGGUUCUGGAGAGUUGGCAACAGCAGCUGCUGCAAAUUAAAAAUGCUGCCAAUCAGGAAAUUGACGAAUAUUUCAAAAGUGUUGAAGAGUUCCUGCAAAAUGCCAACGAGGUUCAUUCUCUGCCCUAUGAGAACUUUGCCCACAACAAAGGUGCGGCCAAUCUGCACGAACAGAAACGAAAUGCCUAUGGCGUAUCCGUUUGGAAGAAGAUACGCAUGAAACUGGAGGGUCGCGAUCCGGAUGGCAGUCAACGCAGCACGGUGGCCGAACAGGUGGACUAUGCCAUUCGCGAGGCCACCAAUCCAGAUAAUCUGGCUGUACUCUAUGAGGGCUGGACACCAUGGGUCUAGGACAUAUAUCACACUGGGGUCACAUUCGGGCCCUCGUUAAAUGUUUUCACACAAGGAACUGCUACAUUUUUCGGGACUUAACUUCAAAAAAAAGGGGUCCAUGCAUCCAAGCAACAUAAAUGCCAAAUGUCGGCCAGCUGCUGCCCUAAGAUGCGUCGCCUGCCGCUCGCCGCCUGCCGCCUGCCUUGCCUAUAGUAUCGGGCCAGCGGCCAGCGCGUUCAAAAUCCCCUUUUCAAAAAAGUAAACGGAAAAAGUAGUUAGGAAUGCGCUCCAUCCCCGGACGCGGACUCUUUGGAGCCAGGCCAUUGUGCAAAUUCAUUCAAUGUGGUUUACGUAUUGGGAGGCAAACCAGAUGAUCACUGAACUGGAGUCGGCUGUCCAUAGCAAGAAAAACAACAAAAAUAAGAAGAACGGAGAAAAAACGAAAACAAAACA